Gallus gallus (chicken) is the source of this 5153-nucleotide messenger RNA. RefSeq lists its product as uncharacterized. NCBI's taxonomy places the organism in Eukaryota, Metazoa, Chordata, Aves, Galliformes, Phasianidae. The transcript has 2 exons. Bases 4217 to 5029 code for a protein of 270 amino acids. The record is from RefSeq and is a predicted model, not a curated record.
CGGAAGCGGCCCCUCCCGGCGGCGCGCGGCACGCCGGGACGUGUAGUUCUGAGGCGGGGCGGGGCGGGAGCGCGGCCCGGGCCGGGCUGUGCUGGGCUGUACCAGGCCGGGCUGUACCGGGCCGUGCUGUGCCAAUCCCUGACAGGCCGUACUGAGCACUGCUGGGUCAUACGCUGAACCUGAACUUGUACCAGGCCGUGCUGAGCCACGUCGGACCCUUUCGACCUGUGCCAGGCCUCACUGAGCUGUGGCAUGCUGUGCCAGGCUCUACCAGGCCAAACGAGGCCAGGCUGGGCCUCACCGAUCCCUGCCAGGCCGUGCUGAGCUGUUCAUGCCAUACCAACCUGUGUCAGGCUGUGCUGAGCCAAGUCAGGCCCUGCUGAGCUGCACCAACCUGUGUCAGGCUGUGCUGAGCCCUGCCAGACCCUUUCAAGCUGUGCCAACCUGGGCCAGGCCCUCCCACGCCAUACCAAGCCCAACCAGGCUGUGUUGGCCCAAGCCCUGCCAGGCUGUGCCAAUCCCUGCCCAGCCAUACUGAGCACUGCCAGAUCGUGCUGUAGCAACCUGUGCCAGGCUGUGCUGAACCACGUCAAGCCCCUUUGAGCUGUACCAACCCGUGUGUGGGAUUCCCCUGGAAAGGCAGGCUGAAAAAAAGGGAAAGGCAUAAUUGGGUGAAAGGUGGAAAACAGGACUAGGCAAAGGUCUGGUAGUGGUUUUCUGCCUAGUAGUCCUGUUUACCCUUUUGGUACAUGGCCUGCAGCGGUUGUGUCGCUGGGGAACAGAUAAACCUGACUGUCCCUCCCACUCAUGGCCUAGCUAAUGCCAAGAGCCUGACCCAGCCCCAGCUUGGUGGAUUACUGGCAAGUGUGCGGCUUGAUUAUAUGAGACAAAAUGGUGCUACACUGAAUGAGGACCACAAAAUGACGCUCACAGGUAUGGCUCCGUGCCUCUAGGAUGAGGUAAAGAAGUGCAGCUAACUCCUGUAGGACCCAGGGGAGGUUUUCCUUCCACUUCCAUGAGGCAAGUCUAGCACAGCUUAUCGGACUAACCCCGUUUAGCAGAAGCAGUGUGCACUGUAGUGAUUAAGUAACAAACUCAGCAGAGAUCAGAUGCUAGCAGAGUAUAAAACAGUGCAGGGACCACUAUGGAGUGGGAUCCCCUCCCAGCUGGGCUGAGCCCCACACUACACACAACAACAUCUGAACCGACCAGUGAACAUCAGGUCGUAUUAUCCUCCCUAAGAAUAUCUAGAAAUCUCCCUUCUUGUCAGGGGGUGUUGGUUAUGGCCCACUCUCAAGGCAUGUGGUCUAAUACUGUGCCUUGGGGGGAAUCAGUGGACUCCAUUACUUGGCAAUUCAUGGAAAACCAAAAGUACACAUCCUGCUCGCACCCCUCCCCCUUUACCGUGUUAGCUGUCGUAUGCUUUGCCGAGACCGUUUGCUUGUUUGUGUGUGUUUGGAAUUGUUAUCUGUUGAGUGUUUGUCAACUGAGAUUGUAAAUGCCAUCCAGAGGAUAGAAACCCUGCACAAAGAACAGAAGAAGGCGGGGGGUGGGGGAAGGAAAAGCAUGAUAUGCUCAGUCCCAGAAGCAUGUCUGUCUGUCAUGGGCUCAACAGGAGCCUACCCCAAUUGGGAGAUGGCGUUUAAAGAACUUAAUGCUGAGUUAGACAAAACUAAAGUAUCUCUACCAAUGAACUGAAACAGGAGAAACAGAGAAGUCAGGACUAUAAAGCUGAAGCCGACAGGCAGAGGAGAUAUGCAGUCUGUUUGGAAACUACAAAUAGCAGCUCACAAUUGGAAUUAGAAGCGGUGAGAUGGGAAGAAGAGGAUCAAGAAGCAGCCCUUGCUGAAUCUGAAACUCGGGAAAGAAAGUUACAAGAGGAAUUGAAAUUAAUAUUAUAUUGCAGAUGUCCACCACCUGUGAGCCUUUAAAGGUUCCUAAUCUGGUGUCUGAUGUCGACCCCAGGACAUGGGAUGGCGAUAUCUGGGACUCUAGCAAUGACAAGGGACCUCCCCCUACAACCACACUCAGACCCACUGUAAAGAUGGAAAUGGUGACUGAGGCAGGAGGGAAUGACCAGCCUGGGCACAUUUCCACCACCACCAGGGCAAUUCUGUGGUCCCUGGCUGAGCUAGCUAAAUUACAGGAGAAAUACUCCAGGAGACUGCAGGAAUAAGACUGAAUAUCUUCGUAGGGUGUCUUUGACAGGAGGAGAUAAAAUUAUGUGAAGUGAUAUGGAAGCCAGUGGGUUUUGGGGUCCUGACAUCUUUCUCAAUAUGAUACCAGGACUUAGAAAAUCACUCUCUGACCACCCAUGCGGCGUAUUGGGCAGGAGAAAUUGACCUGCAGGACUGGGGUUACCCAUUAGUCAUAUGAACAGCCAGAUUUUCAGACUUCAUGUCAUCUGCCUGGUCAAAAAGCUGCCUGUAUCCAGGCCGUGUACCAACAAGGGCUGGUAGCUGAGUCUCUUAUGCUGGCUCCCCUCAAUCCUGAUGGACUCACUCCCCUAUUCCGAGGUCUCCCUCAUAGCGUCAAGACAGGGGAGAGGACCUUGUGAGUUGUGAUGAACCUGAACCAAAAGUCUUGAUGCCCCAAGCUGUCUCAAUCCCUACUGAGCUGCAUCAAUCUGUGCCAGGCUCUACCAGGCUAUACUGGGCUGGGCCAGGCCAUGGCAGGCCGUGCUGUACCAGACUGUGCCAGGCCGUACCAAAACAUGCCACGCUGUGCCAAGCUGUGCCAGGUUGUGCAUUGCAAGCAGCAGUGGCAGUGGGUGACAUCAGGUGGCAGAUCGAAGGCUGCCCGUGGCUUAUCAGCUCCCGCUGGCCGUGUUUGCCCAGCGGUGCCUGGGCGGGAACUGCUGCCCCCCUCCCCCUCCCCCCCCCAGGCUGCCAGUGGGGGUGUAUGGGGAGGGAUGGCAGCCCGGUGGGGCAUGGCUGGGGCUGAGACCUCAGCUUGGUCCCCACAUACAGGGUGGGGUGGGUGAUGGCCGUGCCCAGGGCUGCACCAUCCUCAGCAGCACUGGGGAAUAGCUCACCCCAGGGUACAGGGCCAGACCAGGAGCUGAUGUCAGCCCCCAGGGCAGAAUGGCUCUGGAGCAGGUUCUGCCCAUCCCUGAGCCCAGUGUGUGGUGUCCUACCUAAGAGCCCCAGCAAGAGCUGCAGCAGGGGAGACAGGACUGAGUCAGACCGGUGACCAUUCCAUGCGUGUCCUCCUGCUGUCAUCUGUGGGUUUUCCCAUUCCUCUGGCCACCCCGUGUCCCCCAGUUAUCCCAUGUCCACUGUCUGUACUCUGCACCUCUCUGGGUGGCCACACCAUCAUGUCCCAGUGCCAGAACAGAAAUGGCACAGCAGGACCACAGCCUUCUCCUGACAUCAGCUGCUCUGUUGUCAUCUCUAUCCCUGCAUGGACCAACACAAUCCCGGGCCAUAGGGGGGACACAGGGCAUCCCAGCACCCUGUCUGUAAUGACAGUGCUGCCCCUGCCCUGGGGCUGGCCCAAUUCUCCCCACAACAGCGUCCUCCUCUCUGCAUCCAGCACUGCCCGACAGAGACACCAGCCCCAGCACCCGAAGUGCCUUUCCUGCUGUGCCCUGAGACCCCAAAAUGUCCAACCCUCACCCCAGGGCUGGUGCCGGAGCCCCACAUCCAUCUUGGGGUCUGCAGGGAGCGUGGGGCUGCAGAUGGGGAUCGGGAGCUGCACGGGGGGGUUAGCAGCACCGUGGGACCCCUCGGAGGCUGCAGCCCGGAGGCUUCACCCACCACAGCCGCAGCUCUGUUUGCACAGGCAGCGCUCGAUAAGCACCGUGUUCUUCAGAAGAUCCCCUACUCCAGGAGUCAAAAUAGCAUGAAAUUUAAUUUUACGCCUAUUUGACAAAGCUUGAUUUUACCUCCAAUCAGCGGGGAGAUAAGAGCCCUCGGUACAAGUGUGCGGGCAGUUUGGCAGCUGGGGCUGCCGAUUUAAUAGGUGAAUCUACAGGAACAACACUUGAAAAUCCCCUGGCGAGUGAGCCAUUAAGGUGAGCCCUGCCUUCCGUCCCCGCGUCCCUCCCCGCGCCGCUCUCCCGUUGCUGGGUGCUAAAGCAAACCCUGGCUCUGUUUACCGAGUCUACUAUUACAAUACGGCUACCAAAUAUUUGCCAGCCGUCAUCUCGCUGCUCCGCUAUAAAUACUUCAGGCCCAGGUGGAGGGACAGCAAAGGGGGAACGGCGCGGGAGCCUAUGCAUGGCCGGGCAGCAGAGCCAAGGGUGAGCCCAGGCCCCGGGGUGUCCCUUUGCACCGACAUGGCUGCCGGCGUCAUCCAGCCGCUGGCCGAGCUGCGGCUGCCCUCACCCUUCCCGCACGGCCUGCUCCUGCCUGCGCGCCCCGAGCCCGACUUCCCCGACCUCUCUGAGGAGGACGACGAAGAAGAGGAGGAGGAGGAGGAUGAAGAGGAGGCAGCAGAGGAGAGCGCCGGCUGCAGCGGGCCGGAGCCAGCAGGCCCCAACGCCGCCGAGACCACACUGCGGCUCCUGCGCUUCUCAGAGCUCAUCAGCUGCGACAUCCAGCGGUACUUCGGGCGGCGGGGCCGGGAGGAGGCCGCUGGCGGCCACAGCGUGCCCGAGGACUGCAGCUCGCCCCACAGCUCGCCCCGCGACGCCAGCCUGGGGCACACGGCACGGGGCGGCCGGGCGCAGCCGGAGGCGGCACUCGGCGGCCAUGGGGCUGCGCAGAGGUUGGGGCCGCUGGCCGAGCUCUUCGAGUACGGCGUGCACCGGUGCCUGGCGCCGCGGGUGGUCAGCGGGAAGACGCAGCGGCUGGAGAGGAAAUACGGCCACAUCACCCCCAUGCACAGGAGGAAACUGCCGCCCUCCUUCUGGAGGGAGCCGGGUCCCGGCCCUGGCAGCCUCCUGCAUGCCAGCACCCCCGACUUCAGCGACCUGCUGGCCCACUGGACGGUAGAGCCGGGGCCAGAGCUGCCGGGCAGCGGGCGGGAGCUGCCGCCUGUGCUGGGCCAUGCGGGGCUGGAGGCCGAGCCCUACAGCGGGCUGUGACCCACUGCAGCCCCGGGCCGCCACGCGCCGCCCGGUUAAUGAGCAACCCACGGGCAAUGGGACACCUGGAGCCAGUGGGUCAGAGCCAGCAAUAGGAUGAGUGAAUAAAUGACUCCCGCAGGCA